ACGAGAGUGAAACGUCUCGCUCUGCCAUCCUCUCUGACUGAACUCGCAAAGUGCUCUUGGUUACUUUUUGCGACACUAGUGUUAUUAUAAAAACUUUCAAGCGAAAUGUUUACAGUAAGAAAUUCAUUUCGCAGAUCGUCAAGGCUUAUAGAAAAUAUUUGUUUGAAAAAUGGUGACGUGGCUCUAGACUGUAUUUCCACUGGCCCCCAGCAGCAACAAGGGACCUUCUAUGAAUUCCGUACCUAUAGAAUCCUUCCAGAGAAGAACGCUGCCUUCCUCAAGCUGACCAAUGAGAAGAUCCACCUGCGUACUGCUCACUCCGAGCUCCUGGGCUACUGGAGUGUAGAGUACGGAGGCUUGAACCAGGUCUUCCACAUCUGGAAGUAUGACAGCUAUGCUCAGCGGGCAGGUGUGCGCGCAUCCUUGGCUCAGGACCCCAAAUGGAUUGAGGAGUACAUCUCCAAGGCCAUGCCCAUGCUCAUGUCUCAGGACAACGAGGUCACGUAUUUGGUACCCUGGAGCAAGGUGGACAGGCCACCCAAGGAAGGUGGGGUAUAUGAGUUGGCAUCGUUCCAGAUGAGGCCAGGAGGCCCAGCAGUGUGGGGGGAGGCCUUCCAGGCUGCAGUCAGUACCCACGCUGCCGGGGGGCAUGCCCACCUGGUAGGGGUCUUUCACAGUGAGUUUGGACGGCUCAACAAAGUGAAUGCCCUGUGGUGGUAUGAGAGUCCGGACCAACGGGCAGCAGUACGCCACAAAGCCCAUGGUGAUGCCAGGGUGGUGGCAGCCGUGAGGGAGAGUGUGAGCUAUCUGGAGUCGCAGACGAGCAAACUCAUGUUCCCCUGCCCCUACUCUCCCCUCAAGUGAUCUCACACUGAAACCCAGGAUUAAAGGGACUAAACCUCAACUGGAUCUAAUAUGCGUCUUACACUGUUUAUAGACCUAAGUAGAGGUUAUAAAAUGCUACUGAGAUUUCUUAAAUCCAUCAACCAAUGGUGAUCAUGUCAUCUAAAUGUGAUGACAGUUGCACUCAAACAAUGAAUUAAUUGUAAUUAUGAAUGUUAUACUGAUAUCAAUAUAUAAGUCACUCAGAACCAAGUAUAAUUAGGACCUUGGCUAUAACAAUGUGUAUUUCAUUCUACUGAGGACUGUUCAGUCUUAACAAUAGAUGGCUCUUGUGAAAUGCAUUUAUGUUGGAAAGAACUGCUUGUUAUGAAAUGCCUCUGUCCUGAAUCAAACAGUUGUUAGUCAUGGAUUAGAUUUAUAUUAUAGGUAUAGAUAAUUGUGCCUUAUUCAUCGUGUACAUACCACAUGAAUACUUGUCUGGACCAUGUUGACACAAGAUUAAGAGAAUGGAAAACACUUGCCAGGACUGAGGAUUUGCUGGGUUUUAUUGUGUAAAUAAGUAUUGUACAGGGCGAGUAACAGACAUUCCCACAGCCUUUUUCUCAAUACAUUAAAAACAAACAGCUAUUAAAUAAAUCA
Messenger RNA from Oncorhynchus nerka (sockeye salmon), 1482 nucleotides. It is a transcript of the gene nipsnap3a, whose product is annotated as nipsnap homolog 3A (C. elegans). NCBI's taxonomy places the organism in Eukaryota, Metazoa, Chordata, Actinopteri, Salmoniformes, Salmonidae. The transcript has 6 exons. The record is from RefSeq and is a predicted model, not a curated record. Gene Ontology annotation, cellular component: mitochondrion. Bases 106 to 864 code for a protein of 252 amino acids.